GAAUCAUCGAGCCUUUCCGAAUAUCCGAGUAUCCGAAUAUCAUGCAAAUCUCGCCACAUAUUUUGUGCGCAGCUGCCACGCUGCUGCUCUGCGGAGUUGCCUGCGAACUGCAACAUUGCGUGUCGAGCGAGAAUCCAAAGAACGAGAAAUUCAUAUUGGAUGAGAGCUCGUGGGAGCUGAUGCUGCAGGGCGAGUGGAUGAUCGGCUUCUGCGUGCCGCUGAUAAUGACCUGCAUUAAGUUUGAACGCGUGUGGAGCAAGUUUGCCAGAGAGAAGCAGCUGGAAAAGAGCGACAUGAUUGUCGCCAGCAUGAAGCUGGAAUAUUCGGAAACAGUGAUUAGGCGCUUUUCGUUGCAUGAGUUGCCCACAAUUUUGCAUGUUAAAGAUGGUGUAUUCCGCAAGCUGCCGAUUGUCCACAGCGUCGACGAGCUGAGGGAGCUGGCGGAAACAAGAUGGCAGGAAACAGACCCAAUGCCCUUCUGGCAGCAUCCAAAUGGCCUACUCAUACAAGCCUACAUUCGCUACAUACAAGCAAUAGAUCAGGUCUACCAACUACCUUGGCUGAACACUGACUACGAGCAUGCCACUUGGCUGGUGCGGAUCGGGCUGGCUCUAAGCGUCGCCGUAGCCUUGACAAUCGGCUGCGGAAUUUACAACUGUAUAUACGAAAGACGACAACCGCCAAAACGUGCCAAGAAAAAGAAGGUAUUGAAACAAGUUAAGGAUCUAUCUGCCGGCAAGCAGGAGGUGAUCAUUGAGAAAUUUGUAUUAGAAUAAUUCUUCCUUUUUGUUGCGUAGCCAUUGUAUUUAAAUAGCUGCGAUAUCAUUUCGAGCACCUCACCGUAGGACCAAAAUCGCCAACAUCUAAAUGUUAUUUGUUUAAUCCGUAUUUAUGAUUUUUUCUUUCGUCAUCGUGAAACCUCCGGCGCCGGGUGUUCUUUGUGUUGAAAAUAUAAAACUAAAUAAACUAA
Molecule: messenger RNA, 970 nt
Organism: Drosophila hydei
Lineage: Eukaryota; Metazoa; Arthropoda; Insecta; Diptera; Drosophilidae
Product: thioredoxin-related transmembrane protein 1-like
Exons: 2
Coding region: 42-776 (244 amino acids)
Source: RefSeq, a predicted model, not a curated record